This is a messenger RNA of Beta vulgaris subsp. vulgaris (sugar beet), 1349 nucleotides long. Its product is annotated as protein TIC 40, chloroplastic. The transcript has 9 exons. Bases 177 to 1349 code for a protein of 390 amino acids. Lineage: Eukaryota; Viridiplantae; Streptophyta; Magnoliopsida; Caryophyllales; Amaranthaceae. Gene Ontology annotation, cellular component: chloroplast thylakoid membrane; chloroplast inner membrane. Gene Ontology annotation, biological process: protein import into chloroplast stroma; chloroplast organization. The record is from RefSeq and is a predicted model, not a curated record.
GCUCAUUCGUACUUCGUAGUCCCACACUCCCACAGAAGCCAAUAUUCUCUCUCUUCGCACACUAAGCUAAAACCCACAAAAAGCACCAAACUUUAACAUCUUCAUCCUCCAAUUUACCACCAUUUCCAUUAACACUCUUCCCUGCUUCUUGAAAUUUUUAAUUUUGGGGCAGAAGAAUGGAGAAUUUAGCCCUAAUUUCUUCAAAACCAGUAAUGGGUUUAAGCUAUUCCCCAAUUUAUAAAACCCUUUCUACCAAACAAUGCUUUGGUCUCCCUCUUCUCCCCAAAAAACCAUCUGGGUCUGUUUAUGUUACAAAACCCAGAUCAAAAACUAUACUUUUUGCCUUUUCCACCCCUAAUUCUAGAAGAAAAUCUGGUAAUAGUAGCAAUAAUGAUAAGAAAAAUAAUGGAGUUGAGUUAUUUGCAAGCACUUCUUCAGCAACUAAUAAGGGUAGUGCUCAAGAAACAAUUUCUGUUGGGGUUAAUCCACAGCCUUAUCCACCUCCUCCUUCUCAAUUUGGGUCACCUUUGUUUUGGAUUGGAGUUGGUGUUGGCUUUUCUGCACUUUUCUCCUUUGUUGCUUCAAGGUUGCAGAAAUUUGCGAUGCAACAAGCUUUUAAGACUGUGAUGAAUCAGAUGGGCCCUCAAAGUAAUCAAUCUAGCAAUGCAGCCUUUUCUUUUGGCUCCCCUUUUGCAUACCCUCCUCCAGCUACACCAGGUCCCAGUACUUCGGGUUUUCCUUACCAAUCACUAUCUACAUCAGGGCUGAAUAAAUCUUCUGCGUCAGCUGCUUCUGCUGCACCAAGCCAGGCUAGCUCACCAUAUUCUGUUGCCUCUGAAGCUACGGUGACAGUAGAUGUUUCUGCUACUGAAACAGAAUCCUCAGGCCCCACAGUUGUGAAAGACGAAAAUGAGAAAAAGACUGAAGCAAAAAGAUCUGCAUUUAUGGAUGUCACCCCUGAAGAAACUUUUCAAAAUACUGCUUUUGAGGAAUAUAAGGACUCAUCUUCACCAACAUCAUCCGAGAAUGCUAAAUUUGCUGAGGUAGUACAAAACGGAGCUGCUUCAAAGGAAAGCACUUCAGAGCAGGCGCAAUCUACUCGAAAAGACGGUUCUUUGUUAUCUGUGGACACGCUGGAGAAAAUGAUGGAAGAUCCAACAGUGCAGAAGAUGGUUUUUCCACAUCUACCUGAGGAGAUGAGGGAUCCUACUACCUUUAAAUGGAUGCUACAAAAUCCUGUUUACCGUCAGCAACUGCAGGAUAUGUUGGACAACAUGGGGGGAAGUCCAGAAUGGGACAACAGUAUGGUGGAAAAUCUAAAAAAUUUCGAUUUGAAUAGCCUGAAGUAA